AUGGAGAUCGGCAUGGCAGAAGUGGCACUGGUUUUUCUCGGGGCGAUGGGGCUCGCACUAGUGGUGUUGUGGCUCUAUCGUGUCGCGCAAUACCGCGGGGCCGUGAGACGUUCACAGGCGCGUUGGCUGGCGUACGAGCCUGCACAUGUGCUCACGGAGGACGAAUUGGGACUCAAUUGGCCCAGUUUGAAACCAAUUCUGCUGUCGCCAAUACUCGAGGAGCGGCAUGAGAGUGGACGUGAGUCAGAAAACGACUCGAUGGUGUCGACGCGGCGGGAUUCGCUGCCACUGAGUGCGAUCUCGGUCAUUGCCUAUGGGAGCUACGAGCAAGCAGUGGCGAAGACUGCAAAGGUGUAA
This is a messenger RNA of Peronospora matthiolae, 357 nucleotides long. NCBI's taxonomy places the organism in Eukaryota, Oomycota, Peronosporomycetes, Peronosporales, Peronosporaceae. The record is from the annotation of a GenBank genome assembly.